This is a messenger RNA of Rosa rugosa (rugosa rose), 3135 nucleotides long. RefSeq lists its product as uncharacterized. Bases 1 to 3135 code for a protein of 1044 amino acids. The transcript is spliced from 4 exons. The record is from RefSeq and is a predicted model, not a curated record. NCBI's taxonomy places the organism in Eukaryota, Viridiplantae, Streptophyta, Magnoliopsida, Rosales, Rosaceae.
AUGGAUAGGUCAUGGGUGCAUGCUGAUAGGAGAUCUCAUGAAUAUAAGUUAGGGGUGGCAGAGUUUUGUCAGUUUGCUUUGGGAAAUGCUAGAGACCCUAACCGUAUUUGUUGUCCUUGCACAAAGUGUGGAAAUGUGAAAGAUUUUUCUGCACAAGUGAUAAAGGAUCACUUGUUUGUAAAUGGGAUUAACACAGAUUAUGUGAAAUGGACAGAACAUGGGGAGGUUGUAGUGGAGUCGGGAUCAUAUACGGAUAGUGAAAGUCUUGAAUCAGAGCCAAUUGAAUCUGACUCUGUACAGGGUAACAUGAGGGCAGAUUAUGAAGUACAAUUAGAUAGUGAUGUGGAGUUGGAAGGUGAUGAGGAUGAGGAGCUUUCGAGUGAGUGUAAUGAAUUCAAGAAAUUUGUUGACGAUGCCAACAAACCCUUGUACCCUGGUUGCAAUAGGCACACCAAGAUGAAUGUGCUUGUGAGGCUUUACAACUUGAAAGCCAAGCAUGGGAUGAGUGAUUCGGCUUACUCGGACUGGUUGAUUGCCUUUGCUGAGUAUCUGCCGGAAGGAAACGAGAUACCUUCCUCUGUGUACGAAGCAAAGAAGAGUUUGAGUGCAGUAGGAAUGGAUUACACCAAAAUACAUGCCUGCCCUAAUGACUGUAUUCUGUACAGAAAACAAUAUGCCGAUGACACUAUUUGUCCUACAUGUGGUACAUCUAGGUGGAAAAUAUGCAAAAACAAGAAAGAAAGAGAGGGAGUCCCCGCAAAAGUGUUAUGGUAUUUCCCUCCUAUUCCUAGGUUCAAAAGAAUGUUUCAAUCAACUGAAACAUCAAAGGCCUUAACUUGGCAUGCCACCGAGAGAAACAAGGAUGGCUUAAUUCGCCAUCCUGCAGAUUCUGCGACUUGGAAGUUGGUAGAUGAAAAAUGGGCAGAUUUUGGUAAUGAGCCACGAAACCUACGACUUGCAUUGUCAUCGGAUGGGUUCAAUCCCUUUAGCUCCUUAAGCAGCAAGUAUAGUUGUUGGCCCGUUAUUUUGGUAACCUAUAAUCUACCUCCAUGGUUGGUAAUGAAGAGGAAACACAUGAUGCUUACCUUAUUGAUAUCGGGCCCUAAACAACCAGGAAACUACAUCGAUGUUUACCUUGAACCAUUAAUAGAUGACUUAAAGCUGCUAUGGGAAGGGGUGAAUGGAGUUUACGAUGCCAUCAAAAAUGAAACUUUUACUCUUAGGGCUCUACUAUUCUGGACAAUCAAUGAUUUUCCAGCGUAUGGUAACCUUUCAGGGAGUAUAGUCAAAGGCUACAAUGCAUGUCCGAUUUGCCUUGAUAAAACAAAACCUACAAGGCUAGUUCACGGGGGAAAGAUGGCUUACACCAUUCAUCGGCGAUUUUUAGGAAGACACCAUCCUUACCGAAAGCUAAGGGCUGCUUUCAAUAACCAGCCAGAACAUGCAGCAGCUCCAGUGCCAUUGACUGGAGAAGAAUUGUUGAGUAGGGUGGAGGCUGAAGUUCCACAUUGGCCGCACUGCCUUGAUGUCAUGCACAUUGAAAAAAAUGUGUGUGAUAGUCUAAUAGGGACGUUGUUGAACAUUCCAGGAAAAACCAAAGACGGCUUGAAAACUCGUUUGGACUUGGUGGAAAUGGGUAUAAGAUGUGGAUUGCACCCAAAUCUAGAUGGUCCGAAAAAGAAGCGCUUGCCAUUGGCAAGCUGGAACCUAACAUUAGAUGAAAAAAGAUGUAUGUGUGGAUCAUUUCAUGGCAUGAAGGUUCCUGAAAACUACUCUUCAAACAUUUCAAACCUUGUUUCAAUGGAUGAUUUGAGGCUGAUUGGACUUAAAUCCCAUGAUUGUCAUGCGUUAAUGCAACAGCUGCUCCCAAUUGCUAUCCGAGGGGUGUUGGAAAAACCGGUCAGGGUUGCAGUAAUCAGGCUUUGCCUUUUUUUUAAUGAAAUUUGCAGCAAGACUAUAGAUGCUUCAAGGCUUCCCAAAAUCCAAAGUGAUCUGGUCGAAACUUUGUGUGAGCUUGAGAAGUACUUUCCGCCAUCUUUCUUUGACAUAAUGAUUCAUUUAACAGUCCACUUGGUUAGAGAAGUUGAGCUAUGUGGACCGGUUUGCUUCCGAUGGAUGUAUCCUUUCGAAAGAUAUAUGAAGGUUUGUAAGGGCUAUGUUAGGAAUAAAACGCAUCCGGAAGGGUGCAUUGCUGAGUGUUACAUAGCUGAAGAGGCGCUUGAGUUUUUAGGUGAACUUUUCUUUGAUGAUAGGACUGUUGGCAUCCCAAAAGAAAACAUCACAGCUGACAAGCCUACCUCUGGUGCAACUGUUGAGUCUGUUUAUGGCAAAGAAUUUCAGCAAGCUCAUCUCUGCGUGCUUCAAAACACUGAAGAAUUUAGAAGCUACUUUUUGGAACACACGGAACAGUUGAAGAGGGAGUUUCCCAAGUACAAAAAGAAUAAAAAGUGGUUGGUGGACAAACAAAACAUGACUUUUGCUCAGUGGGUGAAGGAGAGGGUUGAAUCAAAGGUUGCUGAACCAGGUUGUGACGUCCCUGAGAUUGUGAGGUGGCUAGCAGAUCAACCAAGCCAUGAAGUCCCGAAGUUUAGUGGUUACCGAAUAGGGGGAGUGCAAUAUAACACUAGGUUGCGCGAUGAUCUUAGGUCGACACAAAGCAGUGGGGUUUAUUUGGUUGCUAAGACUCCUCAAGUAGCUAGUGCUAAGGAUAAAAACCCUAUUACUGAAGACAUGAGCUUCUAUGGGGUGAUUACCGAAAUAUGGGAGCUUGACUAUGGUCAUUUUAGGGUUCCUAUUUUUAAGUGUGAUUGGGUAGAGAAAGAGAAGGGUGUUAGAGAAGAUGAUCUUGGGUUCACUUUAGUUAAUUUAAAUAGGAAAGGUUAUCUAAAUGACUGUUUUGUUUUGGGAAAAAGUGUGGAGCAAAUAUUUUAUGUUGAAGACCCUGUAGAUCGUAGGUGGGCAGUUGUGGUGAGAGUCCCAAAAAGAGAUUACAUUGAUUCUGUUAAGGAGGAUGAUGUUGGGGACACCAUUCUUUCCCACCCCCCCAUCGCAACUACAAUGCCAGCUAUUCAGUCACAUGAUAACUCUCAAGAUGAGGGCCAAUGGGUUAUAGGCGUGCAGGGAAUGAGGAUAUAG